AAAAAAAAAGGAGGGGGGGGGGGGAGGUGAAGGGGAGUGCGCGAGAGAAAAGUUUGGUCAUGGCAGGGAAUGUGUGAUCAAAGCUGAGCCCAGGCUUCCUGUUACACCGGGACUAUAUAUAUAUCGUGUCUUUAAUGUUGGGAAUGUAAGCAGCUGCUGGAGCCUGGCGCUGACUCUCUGCCUGAUUCCCAGCGCGCUGAGGUUUCUUCCACCGACCACAAUGAACAAGUUCCUGUGCUGCACGCUUGUGCUCUUGGACAUUUCUGUCAAAUGGACCUUCCAGGAUGACUCUACCCCCAAGUAUCUCCAUUACGACCCAGGGACAUCUCGCCAGCUGCUGUGUGACCAGUGUCCUCCCGGGAGCUACGUGAAGCGGCACUGCAGCGCCAGCAGCCCGACGCAGUGCGCUCCGUGCCCGGCUCAGUACUACGCCGACGAGUGGAACAGCAACGAGGAGUGCCAGUACUGCAGCACCGUCUGCAAGGAGCUGCAGUUCGUCAGGCAGGAGUGCUCCAGCACGCAGAACCGCGUCUGCGAGUGCGUCCCGGGCAGGUACCUGGAGCUCGAGUUCUGCUUGAGGCACACGGAGUGUCCGCCCGGCUCCGGGGUUGCCCAGGCAGGUACCCCUGAGAGUGACACUGUAUGUGAGAGAUGUCCAGAGGGAUUUUUCUCAAAUGAAACCUCCUCCAAAGCAGCCUGUCUUAAGCACACAAACUGUAGUGCCCUGGGUUUCAAAAUAGCUUUGAAAGGAAAUGAGUUUCGUGACAACAUCUGUCAGGAAAACACAGAUACGACACCUCAAAAAUGUGGAAUUGAUGUAACCCUGUGUGAGGAGGCUAUGUUCAGGUUUGCUGUUCCUACUCAUGUCACACCAAACUGGCUGAACAUACUAGCAGACAGCUUGCCUGGGACAAAGGUUAGCACAGAAAAUAUUGAAAGGAUUAAACAAAGGCACAGUCCUCAAGAACAGACCUUCCAUCUCUUGAAACUAUGGAAGCAGCAAAACAAAGAACAGGAUAUGGUCAAGAAGAUUAUCCAAGACAUUGAUCUUUGCGAAAACAGUGUCUUAAAGCAUGUUGGCCACCUGAACCUCACCUUCGAACAUCUCAACACACUGAUGGCAAGCUUGCCAGGCAAGAAAGUGGGAAAAGAAGAUGUUGAGCGCACAAUGAAACUAUGUCAACCCACAGAGCAAGUUCUGAAGCUUCUCAAUCUGUGGAGAAUAAAGAAUGGUGACCAAGACACCAUUAAAGGUUUAAUGUAUGGACUGAAGCACUUGAAAAUGUACCACUUUCCAAAACGAACCAUCCAAAGCCUGAAGAAGGUGAUAAAGUUUCUUCACAGAUUUACAAUGUAUAGAUUAUACCAGAAACUCUUUUUAGAAAUGGUAGGGAACCAACUUAAAUCUGUGAAAGUAAGAUGUGUCUAACUCAAGAUAUGUUUCUUUCUCCACUGACUAUUCUUUCCCUAAUUACUGCCAGCAGUAAUUAAACUGGAACGUUAUUUCACUACAUUUUGAUUUACUAUUUAUAGAAAUGCCUGACUGGAAUAGUUCUAAGUCUCCUGCCGUGGUUUUGAAGGGUUUUUUUGCUGUUUUUUUUUUUUUAAAUAAAAAUCACUUUUGUAAAAGCUAUUAACCCGAUGGUAACACUAAGGGCCUGAUUCUGCAUUUUUGCACAUUCAGAGUUGAAAAGUCCCACUAUAGUCACUAGAUGAGAAAGGAAUUCCAGACCAAGCUCUACUCCAGUAUUUGCUAUUUAUAUUCUUCAAGGAAUAAACAUUUUUGUUGUACAUAUUUAUUAAGUUAAAUGGAUAUGAGACUGAAUUUUAGGAAGAGAAUUGGAAAGCACACUGUAUAUUUUCUAGUUAAACAAAUAUGAUUCCAUAUAUUUUUUUGGCAAAAUUUUGUAGCAUGCCAUAAGAGUUAUUAAUUUCUUUACAUUUUGUAUUUAAAAAAUGUAUUAUUGCUUAGUAUUAUUUGUAUAAGUUGUGGUAUCUUUUGGCAAGGAUGUUUUAAUUUAUCCAAUGAUUUUAACUCAAAUACGGUGAAAAUAUAGCUCAAGUGACCUGAAUAUUUAAAUAUUCUGUGAGGAAGUGAAUGUACCAUAUUUAAGAAGCUGGAUUUUUAUAUAGAAUUUCAUAAUCUUAUUUUAUAAAGCAAUUAAAUUUUUCAGUUUAGUUUUUGA
Serinus canaria (Common canary) is the source of this 2186-nucleotide messenger RNA. It is a transcript of the gene TNFRSF11B, whose product is annotated as TNF receptor superfamily member 11b. The record is from RefSeq and is a predicted model, not a curated record. The transcript has 5 exons. Lineage: Eukaryota; Metazoa; Chordata; Aves; Passeriformes; Fringillidae. Bases 221 to 1429 code for a protein of 402 amino acids. Gene Ontology annotation, biological process: signal transduction. Gene Ontology annotation, molecular function: protein binding.